CCCAUACUUACCGUCGUACCCGUGCUUUCAGUCAUGGAACCACAGAUUACCACUGCCAACCACUGUUUCGCGAAACAGUGGUUCCUUUCACCACUUCCUAUAGGUACCACUGUCUUACCACUGUUUACCACUAUCUUUACCACUGAUACUACUGUUUACCACUGUCAAGAAAGAUAAUGGUUUACAGUGGCACUGUUUACCACUGUCAACCACGGUUAACCUUGUUGGCAUUGGUUGGCACUGGAUUUCUCCAACCUGAUCAAUGUGGAGUUGGGGUAAUAUCUGUUCUUGCAUUGGUUAAUGCACUUCUCGCUCACAAGAAUCUUUUCGUAAACUUCGCCCUCACAACAAUCUUUUCGUAAACUUCACACGACAGCUCUUUGGGAGCUGAGCACUCUACUCGCAAGAACAUGGCACGGAUCGGACAGCAUCUAUCUACCGCUACCUUUACCGGUACAGUACUUACGAGUGUUCGCCGGCGCCUUGUGCAGCAUUCAAGGUUCUGGUCGAACCAGCGCCAUCACGUGGACAGGCAGAUACAUGAUACAUGUAGCGGGCCAAAGGUGCAUCCCCGACAGUUAUCGGUAGCUAGUAGAUGAAGGCAUUUUGCAACUCCUGUUACGGGGCCCGUGCCGACAAACAAAAGUUCUUGUGAUGGAGCUCAUGUUAAUCGGAUUGCUUCUCGAUCGAAUGAUGUUCGCUCCAAGCUCACAAAAGCGAAGGCCCAGCCUCAACGAAUUACCGUCUGUAAUAGGUCGCUCGCUUGCUUACUUACUGAGCAUUUAUUUUUCAAUUCACUGCCAAGAUCAUCAUCGUUCGCCAUGGCCCCUCCGAUGCCGUCUGCAAUUCGUGCCCUACUCUACCAAGACUACGACCCGGAAGAUGUCAAAAUCUUGGAUCAAUUCAAAAUGGGAGCUACCGUCGAGUUUGCACAUGGCCGAGGCACAUUCCACAGCCACUUGGAGGGAACGUAUGGCAUCCUACAUGCUUGGGGGCAACCACGGGCCGUGUGCCGGGCAGGAAUGACGCAUUCUGUGUACUCAGGUGAUCUAUUCCAGUUCUUUUUGUGGGACGCCGCCCGACAACAAGACAGAGAAACACUUCAGAGUAUGAUUGGUUCGGAAGCGGAAGGACUGACCUAUCUGUUUGGUACCAUCAACCGAGCCGAACUGGGAGGACUCGAAAAGGCCAUGGAUGCCGACCAAUCCAUGGCGCCUCUUUCACAAUCCACCAUUCCUGUCAAGAGUCGUCUGGAGGGAACAACUACAAUCUCCCCCGAGGAAGCAGCCAACAUUCUCAUCAUUACCGUGGCUGAUUAUUUGGAUCAAAUGGUGGAUACAAAUGGUUGGCGAGAUCAUCAUCAGGUGGAGAUGAUGGAUUGUCUCUACCCUGGCGACGGGCGCCCUGCGGUAGCUUUGCAUUGGUUCUCCAAAGUUUGCCGUGCCAUUCGAAGCAACCUAGCAGUGAUUCCACCCGUCUUCAACCACUGUACAGCCGUUCUUUCCAAACAAGAUGAAGUGCAGGCUCGGGAUGCCUACUGGUAUGUGACCUUGCACGAAACGAGCUUGUCCAUGGAGGAGCAGAUUGCCCAUUUGGAAAAAGCGGUCCGGCUGAAUCCAUUUGUAGGAGAGCCCCACUUGCUGCUAGCCCAGUUGUACAUUCGGCAGCAAAAGUACGCCCUUGCCGUUCGGGAGGGUCGCAAGGCUUUGACCAAAAUGUAUGCUCUUGCAAGUGCUUGGGAUAAGCGACGGACAUAUGCCCAGUGGGUUGGAUUUGCCCGCAUGACCCUUCUGCGAGCCAGCAGAUUGGAACAGUGCCUGCCUCAUUUGCCGAUUACACCCGAAGCGCAUGGGCUUGUGUCCUUACACCAAGUUGUUGCAGAGCUUCGUGUGGACGCAGAAGAAUAGUUCAUUAAACGUUCACGUAGGUUCGAUCUGUUUACUCUAGUCUCUCAACUCAACUCAACUGCUGCCAGGUAGAAGUAGAGGCACAUACAUUUUAGUGAAAUUGUUUCUUGUUUUCAAGGUGGCAACAACCACGAAGCAGCCAUGAAGAAAGAAACAUACAUAGCUCAUGAUGUUUGUUUGGGGUUUGGGAUUGAAGAU
This is a messenger RNA of Seminavis robusta, 2105 nucleotides long. The record is from the annotation of a GenBank genome assembly. NCBI's taxonomy places the organism in Eukaryota, Bacillariophyta, Bacillariophyceae, Naviculales, Naviculaceae.